AUGAGUCGGCGUUCAGUGAACUCAGACAUCUCCACACUAGCAGAAAUCGCAGAGAAAGGCGCAACAGCAGAACUAGUCGACUGGAACGGUCCCGAUGACCCAGACAACCCCCACAACUGGUCUCUAGUAACCAGAGUCUUCAUCACGGCCCUUAUAUGCAUCCUGACCUUCUCCAUCUAUAUCGGCUCCGCAAUUUACGCAACAGGCAUCAUCGGCAUUUCAGAAAAAUUCAAUGUCUCCCACACAGUCGCGACCCUAGGUCUCUCAAUGUUCGUCUUCGGCUACGGUCUCGGUCCCAUGAUCCUCGCACCUUUCGCCGAAGCACCGCCCAUAGGUCGAAUGCCAGUCUACAUCAUCACACAUCUGGCCUUCCUCUUCCUCAACUUCGGCGUCGUCUAUGCGAAAAACAUCGGAAUGCUUCUCGCCUUCCGCUUCCUUACAGGCUUCUUCGGAUCCCCAGUCCUAGCCCUUGGUGGCUCCACUCUCGCUGACGUCUGGUCACCAAAGAAGGUCACCUACGCGAUCGGAAUUUGGGGGAAUUUCGCAAUCUUAGGUCCAGUCAUAGGUCCUUUGGUAGCAGGUUUCGCAGUCCAGGCCAAAGGAUGGAAAUGGUCGAUUUGGGAACUCAUCUGGUUGAACGCUUUCUGCGCGGUCCUCCUCAUCUUUGGCCUACCCGAAACUUCCGGAGAUAACAUCCUCCUCCGCCGUGCAGCACGAAUCCGCAAAAUGACUGGUGAAGCGAAAUAUCGCUGCUCAGCAGAAAUCGAAGCCGAGAAAUUGAAUCCUAAGGAUCUGGUCGUCAUGUCUCUCGUCCGACCUUUCCAGCUACUCUUCUCAGAACCUAUCCUACUGGCACAAAACACCUAUCUCGGUCUCAUCUACGCACUCCUCUACUGCUGGUUCGAAGCAUUUCCUUUAGUCUUCGGAGGAAUAUAUGGUUUCGAUCUCGGAUCCCAAGGCCUUGCGUAUCUGGGUCUCUUGGUCGGAUGUGUGCUCUUCACUCCACCGUACUUCUACUGGAUUCACAAAUACAUCAACCCUCACACCAACGAUGACGGAACGAUCAAACCUGAGAAACGUCUCCCGGCCGCGAUCGUGGGAUCUUUGUUCUUACCUGUCUGCUUGUUCUGGUUUGGCUGGAGCUCCAGGCAAUCCAUCCAUUGGAUCAUGCCGAUUAUUGGAAGUGUAUUCUUCUCUGUCGGUGCCGGUCUGCUCUUCAACGCUCUAUUAUCUUACCAAUCUGAUGCAUAUCCUAAGGUCGUCGGAUCGGUUUUGGCUGGAAACGAUUUCAUGAGAGCGGCAUUUGGAGGAGCGUUCCCGAUAUUCGCGACGCAAAUGUAUAAGAAUAUGGGUAUUGAUUGGGGGUGUUCGAUGUUGGGAUUUUUGGCGAUUGCUUUCAUUCCGAUGCCGAUUUUGAUUUAUAAGUAUGGUGAGAGGUUGAGGAUGGCGAGUAAGUUUGCGAGACAUGAUAUCUGA
Molecule: messenger RNA, 1476 nt
Organism: Pseudocercospora fijiensis CIRAD86
Lineage: Eukaryota; Fungi; Ascomycota; Dothideomycetes; Mycosphaerellales; Mycosphaerellaceae
Exons: 1
Coding region: 1-1476 (491 amino acids)
Biological process (GO): xenobiotic detoxification by transmembrane export across the plasma membrane
Molecular function (GO): fluconazole transmembrane transporter activity
Source: RefSeq, a predicted model, not a curated record